UUUAUUUGAUCAUAGUUUUACAUGACAGAGGAGCCUUCAGAUGAGGAUCCAAAGAUACAGGAGAAACUUCCCAUUUUUAUGCAUAGGUUCAAAGACAUAUGGACAGCCAUGUAGAAAUAUGAUUGAACAUGAAGGGCAUGAUCUAAUACUGAUGGACUGAGCAACGAAGCCCAGCAAGACCCAUCUGUGAGAUUCUUUUUGGCCUCUCUGAGCAGUGUUCUUUUUUUCUUGGUAUGGAGUAAGACCUCCCUGGAAUGGAGGUCUUAUGAUCUACAAUCCAGUAAGGUGGCCUUUUGCCCCACCCCCAGCAUACAAUGAUGGAAAUAGCCAAUGUGAGUUCUCCAGAAGUCUUUGUCCUCCUGGGCUUCUCUGCACGACCCUCACUAGAAACUGUCCUCUUCAUAGCUGUCUUGGGUUUUUACGUGGUAUCGAUCUUGGGCAAUGGCAUCAUCAUUCUGGUCUCCCGUAUGGAUGUGCACCUCCACACGCCUAUGUACUUCUUUCUUGCCAACCUCUCCUUCCUGGACAUGAGCUUCACCACGAGCAUUGUCCCACAGCUCCUGGCCAACCUCUGGGGACCACAGAAAACCAUAAGCUACGGAGGGUGUGUGGUCCAGUUCUAUAUCUCCCAUUGGCUGGGGGCAACUGAGUGUGUCCUGCUGGCCACCAUGUCCUAUGACCGCUACGCUGCCAUCUGCAGGCCACUCCAUUACACUGUCAUUAUGCAUUCACAGCUUUGCCUUGGGCUAGCUUUGGCCUCCUGGCUGGGGGGUCUGACCACCAGCAUGGUGGGCUCCACGCUCACCAUGCUCCUACCGCUGUGUGGGAACAAUCGCAUCGACCACUUCUUUUGCGAGAUGCCCCUCAUUAUGCAACUGGCUUGUGUGGAUACCAGCCUCAAUGAGAUGGAGAUGUACCUGGCCAGCUUUGUCUUUGUUGUCCUGCCUCUGGGGCUCAUCCUGGUCUCUUACGGCCAUAUUGCCCGGGCCGUGUUGAAGAUCAGGUCAGCAGAAGGGCAGAGAAAGGCAUUCAACACCUGUUCUUCCCACGUGGCCGUGGUGUCUCUGUUUUACGGGAGCAUCAUCUUCAUGUAUCUCCGGCCAGCCAAGAGCACCUCCCAUGAGCAGGGCAAGUUCAUAGCUCUCUUCUACACCGUAGUCACUCCUGCGCUGAACCCACUUAUUUACACCCUGAGGAACACGGAGGUGAAGAGCGCCCUCCGGCACACUAUAUUAGAGAACUGCUGUGGCUCUGCAGGCGAGCUGGCGCAAAUUUAGAGACUCCAGUCCCUUCUGAGAAGGAAGAUCAAGUUUACAAAGAGCAAACUGACCUUGGAGGACAGGGCACUUGGGAUGUCGUUUUUCUUCUAAUAUUGUUUGAGCUCAAGGUAGAUGGAAAUCUGAAAGGAGUGUGCUCAUGCCAUUUCCAGACCAAGAAAAUACAUUUAUUGUUUGCUAAUUUUCAUAUUUUGUUAAAUUGCAUUGUUGGGUUUUGCUAUAUAUACACGGUGACUGUCAUCCUGUUUUGUAAACUCCUUGCGUUGUUACACAGCUGUUCCUCAGUAUCCGAAGCGGGUGCAUUCCAGGACGCUCCGUGGAUAAUAAACUUUGACGAUGCUGAGAGCGCGCGGGGACACCGGAGCCGGCCUGCUCCCCAGAGCCCCCGGAGCCCUCCCAGCCCUCGGCCCUGCGCCUGGGGUGAGCUAGGCCCGGGCCAGGCCGCGGCCUCCGCCUUGCAGGCUCCGGAACCCUCGCUGUGGCUCCCCCGCUGGGCCCAGGCCUUGAAGCCGCGGCGAACCUCUUCCUACCCUACCUCGGGGACCUGAUGGCAGCGGCGGCCUCCCCAAGCCCGGACCCCGCCGACCGCGGGUCUCCCGGCCCAACCCUACCGACCCAGACCAAGACCGCGCCGAGCCGCCGGGACUCAGCGCUUUCGGGUGGCGGCGGUAAGCGGGGAGGAAACAUGGCGCCGCCCAAAUGCGCCCGGCCGUUAGGCUGUGGAGGGCGGAGAAGGCGGUUCAGAGGCGCGGGCUCGGCUGCCCGUUUAGGCCACGGAGCCGGCAGGUCCACGUCCCGGGCGACCGCUCUGUCGCAGCUGGGCGAGACCUACCUAGUCCUGACGGGUCGUAUUUCCAAGACAUUUUCAGAUUCCAUCCAUUGUUUGUGUGCAUUUUAUUACUUCUUUAUAUAGAGGUGACAACGCCAAGCUUUUUUGAAAUGUCUGUUCCUUCUAGAUGUUCUGAAGUACCCGAUACAUGUUAAAAUUAGAGGUAGUAAAAUGACACAUUUUGUAAAUAACUUUUUGUUAAAAUUCAUAGGAAAUGUUAUUUUGUGAGGGGGGAUGGCAUGGUGUUUGUGGACUGGUUCAGGGAAGGACGGGUAAAGGGAGGUGCAGAGAGCUCUAAGCCAGUGUGCUUACAGUGAGGCGAGAUUCACCAUUGUUUCUUAUGAUUGUGCAUUUUGUUUUACUUAUCUGUGUAUACAGUGUAUCUAAAGGACAAACGAGUCCUAUUUACAACAGCUAGUCUUUCUAGAUGUUAAAGAACUUUUAUCAAUAGAGUAACCUAUCACUAGAGUUCACCUCUAUCAAUAGAGUAACCUCAUUCUCUGCCUGAUGAUUCAAAGGCAUGGGAAGAGCAAAACCAUGUGGCAGUUCCUGUUUUUGAUUUUAUUAUAUAUAUGUAUAUAAUAUGAAAGUAGUCUUUCCUUUCGUACUAGGAUCUUCCAAUUCACUGUAUUAGUCAGGGUUCUCCAGAGAAACAGAACCAAAAAUAUGUGUAAAAGAGAAUAUAUACACAAAUACACACACACACACACACAUACACACACCCUGAGGGAGAGAGAGAGAUAAAAGAGUGAGAGAGAUUGAGAGUUAAGAAACAGGCUCACACAAUUUAGGGAACUGGCGAGUCUGAAAUUUGCAGGGCAAGCCAGCAGGCUGUAAAUUUUGACAGUGGUUGAUGUUGCAGCUUGAGUUCAAAGUCUGGAGGCAAAAUUCCGUCUUUCUGGAAGCAGGUCAGUCUUUUCUCUUAAGGCUUUCAACUGAUCGGAUGAGGCCCACUCACAUUAUAAAGGGUAAUCUGCUUUACUAAAAGUCUACUGAUUUAAAUGUUAAUUGCAUCAAAAAAAAAAAAAAACACCUUCACAGUAACACCUAGGCUUGUGUUUGAACAAAAACUGGGCACCAUAGUCCAACCAAGUUGAUACAUAAAAUUAACCAUCACACCAAACCCAAACUUUCAGUGAAGCAAAAUUCUUCAAUUGGAUUAUUAUGCAUCAUGUACAAGACACUCUCAUGUCUUGUUGGU
Pongo pygmaeus (Bornean orangutan) is the source of this 3307-nucleotide messenger RNA. It is a transcript of the gene OR2C3, whose product is annotated as olfactory receptor family 2 subfamily C member 3. Gene Ontology annotation, molecular function: G protein-coupled receptor activity; olfactory receptor activity. Lineage: Eukaryota; Metazoa; Chordata; Mammalia; Primates; Hominidae. Gene Ontology annotation, biological process: G protein-coupled receptor signaling pathway. Gene Ontology annotation, cellular component: membrane. Bases 315 to 1277 code for a protein of 320 amino acids. The transcript has 2 exons. The record is from RefSeq and is a predicted model, not a curated record.